Messenger RNA from Colius striatus (speckled mousebird), 8761 nucleotides. RefSeq names its product dishevelled binding antagonist of beta catenin 1 (gene DACT1). Lineage: Eukaryota; Metazoa; Chordata; Aves; Coliiformes; Coliidae. Gene Ontology annotation, cellular component: cytoplasm. The record is from RefSeq and is a predicted model, not a curated record. Gene Ontology annotation, biological process: regulation of Wnt signaling pathway, planar cell polarity pathway; negative regulation of JNK cascade; negative regulation of canonical Wnt signaling pathway. Bases 1 to 2508 code for a protein of 835 amino acids. The transcript has 4 exons.
AUGAAGGCGAGCCCCGCGGCAGCAGCCGCCGCGGCGGCGGCGGGGGCACCGGGGCAGGCACCGGGGCAGGCGGCGGGGCCGCGGGAGCCCGAUGCGCGCUGGCGGGAGAAGGGCGAAGCGGAGGCGGAACGGCAGCGCACCCGGGAGCGGCUGGAGGCCACGCUAGCCGGGCUGGGCGAGCUGGAGUACCUGAGGCAGCGGCAGGAGCUGCUGGUGAAGAGCCUCCUGCUGCGGCGGCCGGCGGGCGCGGUGCCCGGGGCGCAGGGCGGGCGCGGGGAGCCGCCGGGAGAGGGGCCGGCGCCGCGCAGCCUGGAGGAGAAGUUCCUGGAGGAGAACAUCCUUCUCCUGCGGAGGCAGCUGAACUGCUUGAGGAGGAGGGACGCCGGCCUACUAAAUCAGUUACAAGAGCUAGAUAAGCAAAUAAGCGAUCUCCGCCUGGACGUGGAAAAAACGACGGAUGAACACCUUGAGACAGACAGUCGUCCAAGUUCAGGGUUUUAUGAGCUGAGUGAUGGAGCUUCUGGAUCGCUCUCCAAUUCUUCUAACUCUGUCUUCAGUGAGUGUUUAUCCAGUUGCCAUUCUAGCACUUGCUUUUGCAGCCCUUUGGAGGCAACACUGAAUAUCUCAGAUGGACGCCCUAAAUCUGCAGAUCUCAUAGGCUGGAUGGACUGUAAUAAGGAAGGCCAGCAUGAGGACCAGACCGCAGGCUCUGUCUGUCGCUCUUUGUCCACACCGCACUCAAAUUCCCUCGAUGUCGUUGCAGAUGUACAUCCAAAGUACCAGUGUGAUCUGGUGUCUAAAAACGGGAAUGACGUCUACCGGUACCCCAGCCCGCUCCAUGCCGUAGCUGUGCAGAGUCCCAUGUUUCUUCUCCCCGUGACUGAAAACCCCCAGCGAGAAGAGGAGAGGCUUGGCUGUGACAUUAGUGACGUUUGCGCUGGAUCUGAAACGGACUCGGGCAAAUCUGCCAACACUUUACUCCCACAAAGCUCUUGGCCGGCACCGUGCCCUUCCACCAGCAAGAGGAUAGACGGCUACAUCUUAAGCCUGGUUCAGAAAAAGACUCACGCGGUAAGGACUAACAAACCCAGGACGAGUCUCAACGCCGAUCCCACCAAGGGGAUCUUGAGGCACGGAAGCAUGUGUGUCAGGCAGCCUGCAGGGUUGGUGGCUCACGGUAACAUCGUGAACCUCAAGAGCUCCAAGCAAGCGUGCUUGCCUUCUGGUGGGACCACCGUUCUGGACCACACAGCACCCUCCCCAUUAAAGCAGAGGCCGAGGGAGAUGGCUGGGGAGCAGCUGGAGAGUAGGAAGGCGUCUUUGCCUACAACCUUCCCACCCAGUGUGACAAGUGAACUUCAGAGCAAGCACCUGCCACGGGGCAUCAAACCGGCGCCUCCGGAGCUCAGCCGCAAUGCGGUGGCCACGGUGGGGGAUGUCUCCAAGGAGAACGGCCAGGUCUUUGCCGCAUCUCCCAAAGAGAGCCCGGGGAAGCCCGGGGUGCUGCAGCCGGAGAACAGAGUCAGCCAGCCUCCCAAAAAAGUCCUGCUGAAGAGCAGCUUGCAGGUGGCUCGUUCCUCGUCGCCUGCUGUUGAGGAGAGGCCCGUGCUGGAUUUCAAAAGCGAGGGCUCUUCCUCCCAGAGCCUGGAUGACGGAGUGCUGGUGAACGCCCAGUACAUACCAGCCCAGCAGCAAAGUGUGAAGCUGCACAAAGGCACCCGAAACGUCAAGAUUUUGAAAAGCUCCGCGCUGAAACACAGGCCCCACCCUGCCAGCGGGCUGGAAAACGGUUCGCAGACCUUACGGGAGAAAACCAAGCCGGUCGGCAAGAAGUGCCGCUUUCCUGAUGAGUUGGAUACAAAUAAGAAACUGAAAAAACCUUCCUCGCGGGGGAAGAGAGGCGGCAGCUUGCAGCUGGAGUCGGGCUUGCAAGGUCGGCAGGGUGGCCUCCACAAAUCCGCCGUGCGGUCUCACGGGCACGGCCGAGAGGUGGUGGUGGCCAAGCCGAAACACAAGCGGGCUGACUACCGCCGCUGGAAGUCUUCGGCAGAGAUUUCCUAUGAGGAGGCCCUGCGGAGGGCGAGGAGGAACCGGCGGGAAGGUGUGGGGGUCUACUCGCAAGUCCCCCUGCCUUACGUCAGCCCGUACGCCUACGUGGCCAGCGACUCGGAGUACUCGGCGGAGUGCGAGUCCUUGUUCCACUCCACCGUGGUGGACACGAGUGAGGACGAGCAGAGCAACUACACGACAAACUGCUUUGGAGACAGCGAGUCGAGCCUGAGCGAGGUGGAGUUCGUAGGGGAGAGCACGACCACCAGCGACUCUGAUGAGAGCGGGGGCCUUAUUUGGUCUCAGUUUGUCCAGACGCUCCCCAUCCAAACGGUCACGGCGCCGGAGCUGCAUGAAAAUGCAGCGAAGGCCUUUGUCAAAAUCAAAGCCUCCCAUAACCUCAAGAAGAAAAUCCUCCGCUUUCGGUCGGGCUCCCUGAAGCUCAUGACAACUGUUUAGUGAGGUGACUUGGUGGAAUGUAUCUGCUUCUGCUUUCAGGAGCGAGGUGCUUUUGUGUACAUAUUUCCACAGAUUUUUUUGUUUUUAUAUAUAUACAAAUAUUUAAAACUUAAGGUAAAUUAUGUCACUUGUCUUCAGAACUUGGGUGGAUACUAGUGCCUUUUACGUGGAAAUAAAAGACCAUUUUACUCGUUUUAAAGAAAACCAAACCACAUAACACUGCCAUUUCCGUGAUGAACAGCCUCCAGUGCAUGGUGUCAGAAGGCUUUGAAAAAAAGGCUAAUGUCUCUGGGAAUGGGUCUUUCUUGCCUAGUUUUUUCCAGUUCUGAGUCUUACACAGGAUAUCGACAGCUUAAGGUCAUAAUGCGAUAGGGAAUAAGGGGGAGGGAGUGUGGGUGGUCUUCAUGUUUUUGCUUGUCCCUUUCUGUUGCUCCUGUCGCCACAUCUUGAACUUCUUUCUCCUGAUAGUCUCUCCUAUUUGGUUUUUUUUUGUUUUGUUUUUUUUUCUUAUUGGUUCUCUUAAAACUCAUUCCUGUCCUCCCCCAGCCUUCCCUCACCAGGAAAGGGCUCGUCUUCAAUCUGUCUCUGAGGUUAAGUUGCCUUCUCUGCAGUGCAGUCUGCUCCGAUCUCCUGGGAGUCCCACUGCGGUUGGCGGUGGUGUUCUGAGUAAACUGUUGGAGCAGCUGCCCAAGGCUUAGUAACUCCAGUAUAUUGUGUAAAACUGCUUUUGAAAAAAGAAGAAAACCCCAUAUGCAUGUCACGUGCAUGAGUAUCAGUAGUUUUAAUAUUCCUGUUGAUGUCCAAUUUACUGUACAUCAUCAAUGGCUGUUUUUAUAUAUAUAUAUCAUUGUGUAAAUUAAUAUAACACAUCAUAUGCUGUAAUAAACAGUCUGUUUUAAUACUUUUAAAAAGUUUCUUACGUUACAGACACAGUCAAUGGUUUUAUGUUGGCGGUGUCACCACUUAGAUGUCUCUGAAAUCACUGGUUAGUGUUCCCUACCAUUCAGCCAUGUAGGAAGCAGGUUGAGUUUGAAGUGUUGCUGUGGAUGUGACUUGUGCUUUGAAGGAACUGGAUUUUCCUGGCUGCUCCUGCUCUUCCUGUAACUUGCAUUUUUUAAGGGCAAGAUGGGAUUUAGGAGCUCAGAGGCAUCCUCAGGUUGUUGCUUAAGGGCAUCUCACGUUGUGGAGCAGAUGGAAAUGUAGUAUUAAUCCUCCUCACUGUCAAGGGUUCUUGCAGGCUUUGCUUGAUACAACACAGGGACAGAUGGUACGUUUCUGUAACCAAAUAGAUCUGUGUAACACAACAGGUGUCCCUCUGAAAUGUCCAGUAAAUGAAUCCCCAAGAGCUAUGUGCUCAGUGAGCUGGGCUGGAUGGAGGAAAGCAGAGACUUGCUGUCCCUGGUACCCUCUUUAGAUAAAGCAGCUGACUGUAUCACAACACUGACAAGGUUAUGGAAAGAAGUGAUAAUUGUGUCACCCAGCAGUCUCCGUCUCAGUUUCUUUUUCCUCGUAGGACUGGAGGUGAGUCUGCCAGCAAAGGAGAAAGGAGCUAACCAUAGAUAGCACUGCUUCCCAAAGCAACAGCUUUGAAGCUGCCUGGUGGGAAGGCUGGAGGUUCAUGGCAGGCAUGUCUGAUGGAGCAGCCUCUGGGGUUGGGCUGGUGUCUGCAGGUUCAUCUUCUGCUCUGACAUCUGUGAAGCAAUGGACAUACACCUGAUAGGAAUGCUGUGACUAGUAUGAAAUUCAGGGCUAUAUGUGCAGCCUGUCUGUCUCAUAGCAAGAUCUACUGAGCAGACAUCUUUCUUUUAGUUCCUCUCUGUCCUUGCUGUGGCCACUCACCUGAAAGGCAGAGCAGCUUUCUCCUCAGAUUUCCUUGCAUUGCAAAUGUAGGAAGGAGAGACAUACCCAGAAUUAAAUGGCUAUGCAUCUGGGAGCAGCUUCUUAGACAGCGGUAAAGCUUUUUCUAAGGGGCAUAUUUUAUGUUUUAAUCUGCAGUGCAGUAAAUCCCUGCCUAGAAAGUGUCUCUCAUAUAUUGUUUUUUCCCUUUUUUUUAAAUAGAGGAGUGUCAGUUUCUGUAAAGGAUCUUUCCGUAUGGUCAUGACAUUCUGUGAUCCAGAAUGUCCUUGCACUUCCAUCUCCCAUGGUACAGGAAAAGCUGUAACUCACCUUACCUGGUCAUAACUUCCCCAUUGCUUUACACGUGAAAGGACAGCUUGUGUGCGUGUGUGUAUUUGUAUAAAUGGGUUUUUAUGUUGGUAGGGAAUAAUUCAUCCAGAAAUUACUGCACGAUAACUACCGUUGUAGAGAGGGAAUAUUUGUUAUUGAACAUGGCAUUACUAAGGCUAAGCAGCAGCUUAAUGCAUUCCCACUAAAGAACUGAUGGGUGUUCUGUCAAACAAAGGGAAUGUCAAGAAGCUUGUCGAAGCUGGUAGUUUCUCUCCUAGAGUAUCUCUUAAUCGUGCCACAUAAUCUCUCUUUGAGUGAGAAAAACCUGUGCAAAUCCCUGUAAAUCUCCUCAGAACUGCAGCAGAGUAGCAGAGAGGGUCUUCAGAUGUGCACUCUGUCUCCCUGGCUCUAGAGGAGCCGCUGGGAAGGGAACACAAACCCACCAGUGGUUUUGGGCUGAGGGGUUUUUCAUUGCAGUGCUAUAACAGAUUCUCUUGUACCAGGUGAGAGAGGCUGGUUUUCAAAAGUGAGCUGCUGAAUAGUUUAUUUUUAGAUAACUGAGUAAAAAAAAGAAAAGGAAGAAAAUAACCACCUAAAUACAGCUCAUAAAUACAGCCCGUACUGUAUCAGCUGCAACCACUGUAUUCUGCAGUGCUCUUGCUGAAUGGCUUAAUACCAGACUGGGAAAUGGGCUGAUGCUAUCUCCGUCUUAAUUGCAUCUGAACCUUUUCAGUUUGGGGAAGGAAUUUUCCUAGUCUUACUCGAUUUAGGUAAGCAUCCAGAAUCCUUUUAACAGGCUUAUUUUUUUUUCUCUUUGCUCCCUAACCCCCUUUAAAAAAAAAAAACAUUAAAAGACCUUACAGUUCUGGAAAAGUACUUGAUAGGGUCCCAAUACACAAGGCACAUUAUCUUCUCUGGUUCUGAUUUAGGAAACACAUCUGAGUUAGUAAGUUUUUGCAAUGUUGGGUUGAAAAACAUCUGCUGAUCUUGGAGAACAGUUAAAUAUCUGGCACUUUUUUUAAAACUACUUGGCUUUCCAGCUCCACGGCCUUGAGACCUUGCCAGUGUAUUUUUCAUAAUGUCCACGUUUUAAUUAUCCCCAGUGUUUAUGGUAGUCUUUAGAAGUUUGAGGCAGGAACGUUUGUCUUCAGUGCACUGGGGCCUAUUUCAAGAUGGGGGCAGGUCGUGGUAGAGAGGUUUGGGAUUAGCUACCCCUGUACUCCAUAUAUAACUGAGUGCAGGAAUGUACAGAAGCAUACGCCUAACAUAAAGAACAAGAGCAGAUCCCUUUAGCUCAAAUCCUUGCAAUUCAGGUUAAAUAUCACCCCUGCACAUCUCUGAAGUGUCACCUCUCCCAGUGCAGGAAUCAGCAUUGUGCAUGCUGUGAGAUGCUGUCACUUGAAAGGGAUGAGUAUGUCGCUGUGCUGUCUGCCUUUCAGCAGGCUUUUUGAGGUCUCUCUUCUGCUCCCUGAAACCCAGCCACCAGCUGUGGGUCAGCAGAUCAUGAAGCAAGCUGUGUCUGGUGUGUGUGCAGGGUCAGAGAGAGGCCCUGGCAUUGAGCCUAGACAUCCCAACUGUGUGAGGCCCUUGUUCUGGAUAUCACGCUUGUCGUGAGAAAUUCCAUGUGGUGCAAGGAUUUGGACAGCUGGGUCUGAAGGAAGGUGGCAAUGGAGAGCCCCAUAAGUGGAGUCAUCUGAUCCUGAUUCAUCUGCAUUUCCAGGAGAGGCUGAAAGAGAAGGUGUUUCAGUCUCAUUGCUUGCUCAAAACUUAGACUGGGGUAAUCAGAGUCCUCUGAGGGACUGUGCCUCAUUUCUCCCAGUACUCUUUAAAUUAUCAAGGCCACUAUUGGCACUGCUAGUUGCUGAGGUGCUUUAACCAUCAGCCCAAGCUGUGCAAGAGCUUUACUGGGACAAAUGAUAAGCUCCAGUUCUGCAGGUCUGGUUCUCGAUUUUCUGUGGAACAACUCUUGCUUGCAGAGAGCUUCUGCAGCUUUCACUUAUCGGAGACUUCAGAAGGAAUCUAUCCAUCCCUUACAAGUUUUCAAGUUUUCUUCUGACUUGGGGUUCAUCCAAGAGAAGGACUGACAACAGAUUCUCAGUGACAGAGUCCUGUGUCCUCACUAUUCCCAAAUCUGUGAGUUUGUUGGCUCAGAGAAAGGUCUGGCACUCCUCAGGUGGCAGCCAGCAAAGCCAUCCUUGGGGAACCUGCAUCCCUUUCUGCCACAAAUUAGCUAUGGUUGCCAUUCAGCAGGUGACUUACCACACUAGGGACGUCUCUCUGUCAACAUGUGAUUUUUCCUCAUAGGAAGGAACAAGGACAUGAACAUUUUGAGGAAGCAGAAACAGCUAAAGAUGUUUUCAAUAGCUAACUUCAGCAUCUAGGAUGUACCUUUGAGAUAGCCAACAGUAACAGAUACAGCUGGGCUGCUAGGACAAAAAACCGAACCGUUCUCAAGCCUUUGCAAUGUUCUGUGCACAGUGCAGAGAGGACACAGAGGCUGCAAAUCAAUGGAGACAAUUCGUGAACCUCAAGGCUUUCUUUCAAAUCUGCUUUUCUCUGAACCUCCAAGGAAUUGUGUUGAGGCUUUUUUCUUUGCAUGAUUUUUCUUUCUCUGACUGAACAUAUAAAUGGAGCCCUGUGGUGAGAAACAAUCGCUCUGGGGGUUAAAAAAAUCACAGAGUGCUGGAAUGAGAGGAGAUACAUGGAAACAAAUGGGAGAUCAAUUUAAAAGUGAUAAUAGAAUGUGCUUUUUUAUGCAUAGGGAAUUUGCUGCAACAGGAAACAGCGAGGCAGAUAUAUCAGCAAGUUCAAAGGGGGUAGAGAAGGUAGGGAAGGAUGUGUGCUCCAUCAUCCCCAGUCACUGACUGAGGAUGCUAGGACAAGUGGGAGGUGAGUGGUGCAGAGUGGCCAGGCUUGUGUGCACCCCCUAAAGGUGAUCUUUUCCUGUAGCUGCUGAAGCACUGUCAGCUGGAGGAGAUGCACUAUCCUGCUGACUCAGCAGACCAUUCCCUGUAUUCAUGUGAUCUUGGUGUAGCUGACAGAAGUUGUCUAUGCAAUUGAAUUUCCUCCCUCUUCAUUAGUCUGUUGUCCUCCUGACUGCUGAUGAAAUUAGUUUUACAUUGCUUUGCAAACAAGUUGACUUUGCACUCUUGGCUGAUGGGGGCAUGAUUUAUUCAAACCACGGACACGUGUUUCUGGUAACUCGUGUCCUGUAGCAGCACACGGGCAGUCUGUGGCAAAGUCCUCUGUUACAGUGAAGAUCAUCUCCCUGUGAUAUAUGGACUAUGUAACAUUGUCCAUAUAUUAGUCUGCUGGGGAGUCACUCUUGGGUGGCAAUUUUACAUCCUACAGUUGCUUCUAAACUGUAGAAAAAGUUGGUGACCUCCAAACCAAAUGAACCAUCCUAGUGACAGAGUGCAUCUGUUGCACGCAGCCAUGGCACUUUGCUGUCCUUGGAGAGCUUUUCUCUCCCUCUGACUGCGUCUACAUUUGCGCUUUUGUUUGGAGCAAUGGAGCAGUCUGGAAUCAGAUCUCAUGGUCAUCUCCAUUUACCGUGUGUUGGUUUGCACCACAGAGCAGGUUUGGUGCAUGCUAGCUUGACUCCUUUGAAAUUCUGAGAGGGCACAGCAAAUGUGCUUCUACCUGAAGAGGGAUGUGGGGGUCUGAGCCAGUGAUGGCUCUCUAGAAUAGUUUCCAGUCAAAAUAGGUGGACAAGUUUGGCCCAAGUGACAUUUAGGCUGAAGUAAACACUUGAACUGUGUGUAUUGUACUUGUGGGGACCUCAGUUUGGAUCUGCUCUUUUUGUGCUGAAUGACUUAUUAAUGUAAACAGAUCUUCUCUCUCAAUUAAUGGCCUUUGUUUCCAUGCUGUAUUCCUUUAAGAUCAAUAAAGUAUGUUCAUGUUAAUAACUUGAUGUCACUGAGCCAAGCUCUGAAAAUCUGCCAUUUGUUUUUUUAAAGGAGUUGGAAUUGAAGGUCUUGGAAACCAAGAUUUUCAUGACAAUCCUGAAAGGAAAUCUAUAUUAUUUGGACUCUGACCUCAUGAUGUAAUGACUGUGUAAGCAAAUACAGUGUUUUCUCCCUGAAAA